AUGUUUACUCAUGACUUGCGUAAAACUAACUGUAAAUAUAAAUUAGAAGCUAAUCAUUUUUUUUUUCUAUCUACAAAUGCAAUUAACUACAUUGAAAUUUUCUACUUUCAGAAUAGUUCUGAUGAAAAACUGCCUGUCUUGAUUUAUAUACACGGUGGUGAUUUCAUUUUCGGCACUCCAAAUCGUGAAUUUUAUGGUCCUGAAUAUUUUAUGGAUACGAACGAGGUUAUAUUGGUGACCAUUGCUUAUCGUUUGGGUCCAUUUGGUUUUCUAAGUAGUGGUGAUGAGCACAUGACUGGCAAUUUUGGAUUAAAGGAUCAAAAUUUAGCCUUGAAAUGGGUGCAAUCGUAUAUAUCCGCAUUCGGUGGUGAUCCUUCGCGUGUUACCAUUUUCGGUCAUAGUGCUGGCGGUGUGUCUGUCCAUUUUCAUAUGCUAAGCCCUGCUUCACAAGGCUUAUUUCGUAAUGCUGUUCCAAUUAGUGGUGUUGCAAAUACGGUUUGGGCACAGCCAAUUGACCAAAAGGCGCAAGCCAUUCAAUUAGCCACAGCUGCUGGAAUUACAAAUGCUUCCAACAUAUCUUCUAUAGAACUUGCUAAUGCUUUGCGUAAUUUACCGGCAGAGCAAUUGAUGGAAGCUUGCGAUGCAUUGAAAAUUUGGUCCAUCUAUCCUUUCAUAAGUUUUCGACCCACCAUUGAAGAGGCAUCGUGGCCUGAGCCAUUUUUAACAACCAACGUGCGUGAAUUACUCGAUAAAGAGCCGCCGAAGACAGUGCCAUGGAUUGCAGGUGAUACACCGUCGAAAGGCGAAGGCAUCAUCGUAGCUACAAAACUUGCUGCUGCUGCGGAUUUGCAAGCUGAGUUUAACGAAAACUUUGAUGACUUAUUUAAGCUACUCACAAAUUUGCCUGCUGACGAAUCGAAUGAGGUCAACGAUGUGGUAGAACGUUUAGUGGCAGAAUAUAUGGGUGGAGUUCGAGAGUUGAAUAAUGACACAUUGGAUGGUUUCUUAGAGCUUUUAGGUGAUUCCUACUUCGUGUAUCCAGCAUACAAAGCAAUUGCCGAUAAUGUGGAAUCUAGUAAUGGAACAAUUCCUGAAGGAUAUAUACUGUUCAAUUAUCGUGGGCCUUACUCAUAUUCAGAGCUGUUUACGGGUAGCACAAAAGACUUUGGGACUACCCACGGCGAUGAUUCAUUAUAUCUUUUCACCUCGCAAGUAAUAGCACCGGAUGGAUAUUCCAAAUCGUCGGCAGAGGCUGCGUUGGUAAAACGAUAUGUGGAAAUUUAUGUGGAGUUCGCUAAAAACGGGUGAGUUAAA
This is a messenger RNA of Rhagoletis pomonella (apple maggot), 1314 nucleotides long. RefSeq names its product venom carboxylesterase-6-like. The record is from RefSeq and is a predicted model, not a curated record. The coding region runs from base 1 to 1308 and encodes 435 amino acids. The transcript has 5 exons. NCBI's taxonomy places the organism in Eukaryota, Metazoa, Arthropoda, Insecta, Diptera, Tephritidae.